AUGGCGGACGAGGCCACGCGCAAGGCCGUGUCGCGGAAGACGCCGGCGGGGCCGCGGGACCGCGCGCUGUGGCCACAGCGCCUGAAGGAAGAGUAUCAGGCGCUGAUCAGGUCCGUGGAGCAGAACAAGGCGGCCGACAACGACUGGUUUCGCCUCGAGUCCAAUGCAGACGGCACGCGCUGGACCGGCACGUGCUGGUUUAUCCACGAGCUGCUGCGCUAUGAGUUCCGGUUGGAGUUCGAGCUCCCGGUGACCUAUCCGGACACUGCGCCCGAGGUGGCGGUCCCGGAGCUGGACGGGAAAACCGCCAAGAUGUACCGUGGCGGGAAGAUCUGCCUGACUGAGCACUUCGCCCCACUUUGGGCCCGCAACGCGCCGCGCUUCGGCCUGGCCCACCUGAUGGCUCUGGGACUCGGACCGUGGCUCGCCGUGGAGGUUCCGGACCUGAUCAACAAGGGGCUUGUGGUCCACAAGGAGCAGCAGCGAGAGGCGGCCACGGAGUGACGUCACCUGAUGGAACAUUAAAAGACUGUUUGGCUGUAAAAAUGAUGAAAAACUGAACAGAGUCUGGUGAAGAGGACACUGGCAAAAAGAUCUCGCUGCAGAUAUUCAGAGAAAAUUAUCAUUAUUACUGUAACAGACUCAAAACUGUGUCUGUCAUGUUAGUAAAAAAUUAUAAAAAACUGAACAAAGUCUGGAGAGGAGGUCAGUUACACCGAGAUAUGACUAAAAUUGUUAUGUAAUAUAAAAAUAUUGUGCCAAGGAAAUGGGAGGUGGGACACAGGUGGGGGUAAAAGUAGAUGUAAUAAUGUAUAACAAUAAAAUAAUUUGACUUUAGUGAGGAAACAUCUGGACCAAUGAAAAUAUUCUAUAAGUUUGUUUCAGAGAGGAGUGAAGGUGUAACUGGAAAAUGAUUAAAAUGAGUUUGGUUGAGAGGUCAUUAACAUCAAAACAUGACUGGAAAUAUUCAGAGAAAACAUUGAUUGGUAACUAAUAAAACUGGCUUGUUUGAAAACGUCCAGUAAGUUUGGUUCCGAUCAGAAUAAAAAUGAUGAAAUGAGCA
Molecule: messenger RNA, 1063 nt
Organism: Monopterus albus (swamp eel)
Lineage: Eukaryota; Metazoa; Chordata; Actinopteri; Synbranchiformes; Synbranchidae
Gene: ufc1
Product: ubiquitin-fold modifier conjugating enzyme 1
Biological process (GO): protein K69-linked ufmylation
Cellular component (GO): cytoplasm
Molecular function (GO): UFM1 conjugating enzyme activity
Source: RefSeq, a predicted model, not a curated record